Mobula hypostoma (lesser devil ray) is the source of this 4635-nucleotide messenger RNA. RefSeq names its product phosphatidylserine synthase 2 (gene ptdss2). Gene Ontology annotation, molecular function: L-serine-phosphatidylethanolamine phosphatidyltransferase activity. NCBI's taxonomy places the organism in Eukaryota, Metazoa, Chordata, Chondrichthyes, Myliobatiformes, Myliobatidae. The record is from RefSeq and is a predicted model, not a curated record. The coding region runs from base 138 to 1682 and encodes 514 amino acids. Gene Ontology annotation, biological process: phosphatidylserine biosynthetic process. The transcript has 13 exons.
GAGGACGGGGUGGGGGUGCACCUGCGCACUGAUGUUGUAGGAGCUGGCCAGUGCCUCGCUCUUGCCUGUGGAGUGAAGGCAGCACGGGAGACCGGUCAAGUGAGAGACGCAGUCCGGCGCCCAGCCGAAGCACCGCGAUGUUUCGCGGGACCAGUCCUGAUCGUGGCACGGUGAGGAGAUCGGCCGGUGGCGAGCCGAACGGAUUGUGGAGCGAGCCGGAGCCGGAGACGGGAAGUCGGCAGCAUCGCGGGGAGGGGGCGAGUGGCGGCAGCGGCAACGGCAACGGCGGGCGCUGGGACAAGGUAGACGAGGCCCGGCGCAGUACAGAGUCCGAAGUGUUUGACGAUGGCACCGUCACUUUCUUCUGGAGAGCUCACACCUUGACUGUGUUAUUUAUCCUGACUUGUGCACUAGUUUAUGUUACCUUAUUGGAAGAAACUCCUCGGGACACAGCCUAUAAUAUUAAGAGAGGAAUUAUUGCCAGUAUUCUGGUGUUCUUGUGUUUUGGAGUCACCCAAGCAAAAGAUGGACCAUUUUCCAGACCUCACCCAGCAUACUGGAGAUUCUGGUUAUGUGUCAGUGUUGUAUAUGAGCUGUUUCUUAUCUUCAUACUUUUUCAGACUGUUCAGGAUGGUCGUCAAUUCAUGAAAUUCAUCGAUUCAAAACUAGGGGUGCCCUUGCCUGAGAGGGACUAUGGUGGCAACUGUCUUAUUUUUGACCCAGGAAAUAAGACUGAUCCAUAUCACAACAUUUGGGACAAAUUGGAUGGAUUUGUCCCAGCUCAUUUCCUUGGAUGGUACCUUAAGACACUAAUGAUUCGAGACUGGUGGAUGUGUAUGAUAAUCAGUGUGAUGUUUGAGUUUCUGGAGUACAGCCUAGAGCAUCAGUUACCUAACUUCAGUGAAUGCUGGUGGGACCAUUGGAUAAUGGAUGUGUUUCUAUGCAAUGGAUUUGGAAUCUAUUGUGCAAUGAAGACAUUGGAAUGGCUAUCAAUGAAGCCUUACCACUGGCAAGGACUCUGGAAUAUUCACAGCUACAAAGGGAAAAUCAAGCGCAUUGCUUUCCAAUUUACACCAUACAGCUGGGUGAAGUUUGAAUGGAAACCAGCCUCAAAUCUUCGCAGGUGGCUGGCAGUUUGUGGAAUUAUUUUCAUGUUCCUGCUUGCAGAGUUAAAUACAUUUUACUUGAAAUUUGUCCUCUGGAUGCCUCCUGAACAUUAUCUCGUCUUGCUGCGUCUAGUUUUCUUUGUUCAUGUAGGAGGUGUAGCAAUGCGUGAGAUUUAUGACUUCAUGGACGACCUGCAUUUCCAUAAAAAACUUGGUCAGCAAGCUUGGUUGGUAGCAGCAAUCACAGUGACAGAAUUCCUAAUUGUGCUGAAGUACGACCCAUAUACGCUCACGCUUCCAAUUCCUUUCUAUGUUACCCAAUGCUGGAUCCUUGGCUUUAUACUGGUCCUGUCUUGGACAAUAUGGCGUUUCUUCAUACGUUUCAAAAUAAAAAAGGAAAUGGGCCCGAAGCAAAAGUUUGGGCACCCUGCAUGGAAUAUCACGCUGCGAUGGAAGGAAACCAGACUGCAAAAACGGGACAAGGCGAGUGAAAAGGACAAGGUUGGCAAUGGCAAUGCUAAUCCUUUUAUAAAAAGCAAGCAUAAUGGCGGUGAUACAAGGCAAAGGAAAUACUGAAUGUCAUGACGCAGGAACACUGACAACUAUGCACCAUUAACAGGAUUGCAAGAGCUACUUUCUCCAAUGGUUAACAGCAAUGACACUUCAGUUGUUGACUGAUAUGUAUAUUUUGUUACAUUCACUGGGUGUUUAGUGCUGCAGAGUCAAUAUAUUAAGCUAACUGUAUUAUCAUAAUUUCAUGAAACUAAAUCUUGCCAAUGUACAAUAUUUUGGAUCAAUGUUUCUUACACUACUUGCCAAUUUACAGUUGUACAGACUGGUUCUAAACACCCAUAGGUUGAUUUAAUCUCUCAAAAUGCAUGUGAAUGUGGAUUAUAAACUAAUUACUAACUUGGUCAUCUCUUGCCAAGAAUUUACUUUAUUCCAUUAAUGGAAUUUUGAAGUGGCCAGCACUGUUGGAUCUAGGAAAUAAUUCAGGCUUCCAUGCCUAAUACUUACCAAAAAGUGCAGAAAGAAUUAGUGUAUUACAAUUCAACCUGGAAUGCCCUAGCAACUUAAUUUUAUAUUGAAUGUUGCUGGUUAUAUUAAUGCACUGAAAAACAAAAUUUUUUAUCUUUAUUUCAGGCUGUUACAUCUGUCAACCUUAGAUCCAUAAGUAUCCAAUUAUGCAGUUGGAUACCUGGCUGCAUCUAACACUGCUGGCCAGUGUUUUGUAAGAAAACUUCUCCUUGUAGUGCAUUGAAUAUUUUGGCACCUUUGUAAACAAAAAAAAACAGUUUUGCUUUCAUGAAAUUACGGUAUUCAAACCCUUCAGCAAUAGUAAUUUUGGUUUUUAAUUCUUAAAGCCAUAGUUGUAUAUGUCAUAUAUACUGUCAUUUCAUCCAGAAAUUGAAAUCACUGAUGUUUUUAUACUUGGAUUUAACUUAUAAAAUAGUACUUGAUUUUUUUUUUCUAGUAUGCUUCAUUAUGCCAUUUUUUUUAAGAAGCUGGUGAAUUUUUUCUCUGAACACUGGGUACAUGAUGGAGUGAGAAUUUAGUCUGUUAAAGCAAAAAAUCUACUGUGCUAACUUUAUCUGAAACAGUUUUUGUUUGAAAUAUUAAGAAUGUGUCCAAUCUCUAGAUUGUGAAAAUUAUAUUUGGUUUUAUAAGCUAAGAGGCCUUGAGAAGAAAUAAAUGUGUAGAGUAGUGCUCUGUCUACAAUACAGGGUGCAUACUAAUGGUGUUAGAUUUUAUAACAUGGUGGGUCCAGUCAGUUCUAAAUUAAGUGAAGUGUAGGUGCCUAGAUUUUGUAAUUAACAAAAUAAUCAGAAUCUGAGCAAUAAGAAUGUAUUCUUUUAAAAGAAAAUAUAAUCCUGUGUAUAAAGACAGCAGUUUCUUGGACAAGUCACUACAUAAUGUGAGGGUAUUGGUUUGCUAGCUUUAACACCUCUCAUUCAGAGGAAUCAUUAUUGAUAUAACUUCUCUUUUCCUCUACCACCUAUAAUAUACCUGGUAAUGAAGUAGAAAAAUAAAACCAAAAUGAUGUGCAUCUUUUAAGACUGUGCUCUCAUUCUUCACUCAACAACCCCAUGGCCAAGGUGGUGUUAAAAUAUUUUGUUAUGACCCAUGGCUGAAAAGUAUCAUUAUUCCUGAGAAAAUCUGUGUCACCAAGCACAUCCCUUAGUUGGUAUCCCUGCCUCCAUAAAAGGCAAACUGCUUUUCAGGUGAUCAUUUUUAUGUUCCCUUCCUCCCCACAUCAAGUUUGAUGCCAUUUCAUAACAAUACUCUGUAAAGUUGGUCUUCGCUGUGAUAACAAUAUUAUUUUGAUGUGACCAUUUCUUUGAUGUUAACCUCACUCAUCUUUAAAGUUAGUCAAUUAAUGAACAGAUUACUUUGCUCUAAUUUAAGCUUGUCCAUGAGGCUAUUAUGCUUUUAUGGUUUCAGAAUAAUGUACUAGUAGAACCUGAAUGUAAUUGAUGUCAAUUCCAAUUCUCAGGAAAUCCACUUUUUUUUUCUAAGCUUUUGUAACUCUGUUUUCAUAUCUGUUGAAUUGUCAGUGUUUGCACUUACUACAGUGGACUUGAUUUGUGUUUACAUUUUUUUGAGCACUGAAUAUUUCUUGAAAAUAUAUAGUAUUAAAAUUAAUUGCUAACAAUGUCCAAUGUUCUACUGAUGAGAAAUGUCCAAAUCCUCCUUUACAGUAUGGUAAACUUCAUAUCUGAAUUCUAGUACCUAGUGUCCUUUUCAAUUUGCAGAGCUGGUGGGUUUCUUGAGUGUAGGAAUUUAUGAAAAUCAUUUUUAAUGGCAGAAGCUAGCAUAAAUAUUUGGGACCAUCUUUCAGAAAAAAGCAGAGCAACUUGGAGAUUGUUGAGAUCAAAGGAGCAAAGGUGCGUAAAAUGACAAAUUAGCCUUUAAAGCAUAGAUGUCCACUUUUCAAAUCCUUUUCUAAUAAAAUAAUUUACAGAUAAAUUCAGGAAAUUCGGAUUUUCAAUUGGAUUCGUCAACUGGGAAUACAGUAGGAAAGUGUAAUUGUGAAACAACAAGCCCAUUGUCUUUUUCCUCUCCCUUGCACACGCACUGAAACAUUUGCAUCCACUAGUACUAGAUAUUGAUUAUGCAAAUGCUGCUUUUGUCCUCAAAGUUAAUAAUCCACUCUACUGUGAUAUUAAUGAAUGAAACAGUACUGAACAUAAGGUGCCUUACUGGGGAUUGAGUUGUGCUGGAGGGUAGACAAAGUGCCUAAAUGUGGCCACUAUCCCUCUUCUCUUGGCCCUUAAAACACACUUUCAGUACUCUUAUCACAUGGGCACAGAAUACAGUUUCACUAUUUAUUAAGCUGCACUUGGGCUGCUUUGAUUUAUAUUGAUGAAGUUAUUUUGAGAGGUUACAAACUUAAUCCUGGUCCUUUAUAUUCUUUUCCCAUUAUUAAUGAAUCAGAUUCUUAUUGCUAAUGUAUAAUCUUUUGAAAACAUGGUUGGUUUUAUCAGUAUUUUUACAUAGUGAUGCUCAUCUCAACUGGUCUGAAGAAUUA